Molecule: messenger RNA, 1356 nt
Organism: Petromyzon marinus (sea lamprey)
Lineage: Eukaryota; Metazoa; Chordata; Hyperoartia; Petromyzontiformes; Petromyzontidae
Product: coiled-coil domain-containing protein 63-like
Biological process (GO): cilium movement; outer dynein arm assembly
Cellular component (GO): axoneme
Source: RefSeq, a predicted model, not a curated record
UCGUUGUCACGGUCCAUUGAGAAGUGACGCGAGGAGAGGCUCUUGAGAUAAGAGGGAGAGUGGUAACAUUUCUCUCCUAGGUUGGUUGAUUCUGGGUGUAUAAGUUUGUUGAAUGCAAGUUACUGGCCACGCACUGCGACCACGAGAUAGAAAGCGUGGAACAACGGCGGCGUGGCGUUCAAGGCGUUAGCUGCUUUUGUGUGCUUCUGUGCACGUCCCAAUAAACAAUAAAGGAUGAGGAAAAAGAAGAUGUCUACUUUUGGUGGCAAGGCGUCGAACGGAGCCGGCAAAACCGCAUUUCUAACGGGGGACGAACACGACAGCGACAAUGAAGCAGAGACAGAGCUGAGGGCACUGAGACAAAGGAAGAGGGCGAUGGAAGGAGCACACCGAAGUUACGCUCGCGACAGCGAAGUUACGAUCAGCAGGCAGCAGCAGCAGAUCAGGCAGCUCGAGUUGGAGAGAGAGAACCUGAAGCUGGCGCUGGGCGUCGCGGCCGGGAGACAAUCGAAGGACCGCGCCACAUCCACGCGGCUCGUCUCGCUGCUCCGCAGACAAGAAGACACCGAGGCUCUCAUAGCUCAGGAGAAGGCCAGGCAGCAGCAGAUUGACCGCCAAAUUAAAACAGCGGUGGAAGAAUUGCGCAAAGUGCAAAGGCCCACCGAUGAAGAGGAGGACCUUCCAAAGAAAAUGCAAACUCUCACCUCACAGGUGGAAAAGGCGGAGGGUAAGUUCAGCUCCUUGUUGACAGACAUCGCAGAUAGCCGCAAGGAGAUCGAAACGAUGAGAUGGGAGAGGGACAGGUUUCACAAGGUCCUCCAGAAGCUGCAGAAGGAAUUGGAUGAGUUGAGGAGAGAGACAUCAGCAAAGAUGGAUGCUGGCAAAGAAGUUUUCCAAUCAUGGCGGGAGGCGACGGAGGAGCUCGAUCGGCGCCGUCGGAGCGCCGCCGUCGACAGGGAGCGCCGUGAGGGGCAGCAGCGCGAGCAGAGGCGGGGAGCCGACGCCGCGAACCGUCUCGACGCCUUCCUCCUCGACAAGAACAAGAGGCGGCAGGCGGACGAGCUGUGGCUGCGCGCGCGGAGCAAGCGAGAGAGCGCGCGGCAAAGGCAAAGGGCCGAGGGCUUCGAGGCGCUGUGCGAGUACGAGGCGGCGGUGGCACAAGUCAGCAAAAUCAUCGCGGAGAGAGAGGCCCACGAGGACGUCGCAAAAUCGGAUGGCGAGGCCAACGUGAAAGUGGCCGGUGUGUCCAUGGACAAGCCGAGGGACGGCUCGUUUCCAGGUACGCGCACGUCAAAGCCGAGCGCUUGGGAUUCGCAAGUGUUUCAUGGCGCACGUGUGUCGGAUAAGGCCCACUGA